This is a messenger RNA of Diprion similis, 4034 nucleotides long. It is a transcript of the gene AGO1, whose product is annotated as protein argonaute-2. The record is from RefSeq and is a predicted model, not a curated record. The transcript is spliced from 14 exons. Gene Ontology annotation, molecular function: RNA binding; protein binding. The coding region runs from base 620 to 3448 and encodes 942 amino acids. Lineage: Eukaryota; Metazoa; Arthropoda; Insecta; Hymenoptera; Diprionidae.
GCGCGCGGCUUGGUCAUGCGCAUGUCGAAUCAGAAUCGAACAAGUAGUGGGGAUUAAGCCUGACCGCCUGAAAGAAUGCUUUGCGAAUAUCGCGAAAGCUCUUAUAAACUUGUUAACCGGGAACGUAUUUACUUGCCGGCGGUUGUACAAUACAUAAUAUAAUACGCCGUUGUGGCUGUACCUCCCCGAAAAUAGGGUGAGAGAGGGAACAAAAGUACCGCAACAAACCAUCAGGAUCAACAACAACAACAACAAAAACCACGAGAAACCGCGAGACGUUUACCUCGAGAUCGUAUGUUUUUCCUACUAAUCAAAGAACCUAAAAGUAUAAAUUUAAUAUAACAUUGUAACUGUCACAAAAACAGUGAUAAAAAGAAAAAAAAAGAAAAAAAAAUACUCAAGAAAAUGCGUUUUAUAAACUACGUGUCAUUGUUUAUCGAGUGCGGCGGGAUCGGCGGCACUGGAUCGUAAUAUCAUUGUUAUGACAGCAAUGUGAGUGAGUCUCAUCAUCCUGUGAUACGAUACGAUAGUAACAUCGCUAUACUACCACCGUUACUAUACUGCAGCUAUAACGUUUGAAAUACCAUAUACACUUGAAAACGUAUACGAAAGGGACAGAAUGGCGCAAAUGGAACAGCAGCUACCGAUACAGGUGCCAGACUUGAGCACCUUACGGAUUACAACCGCAGUCUCAAUGCUAGGAAAGGCUUAUGGAUGUGGUCAAUGCAGCGCUCCGCCACCUGGGCCAACGACCAGCACCCCUGUAGGAACUGCUGGGGCAUCAGGGAGCAGCGUCGUAGCCUCAAGCUCCUUGAGUUUGGUUCCCGCACAACAGACACACACACCUCCUCAGCCGCCUGAUCUACCCAAAGAGAAAGACGAUGAUUCUGACGAGCAACAACCCAUUCCAGUGUUUUCAUGCCCAAGAAGACCGAACAUUGGAAGGGAGGGCAGGCCGAUAAGCCUGAGGGCUAAUCAUUUUCAAAUCACGAUGCCGAGAGGGUUUGUCCAUCACUACGACAUCAACAUACAGCCAGACAAAUGCCCCAGGAAAGUGAACAGGGAAAUCAUUGAAACUAUGGUUCGGUCUUACAGCAAGAUAUUCGGCACUCUAAAACCUGUUUUCGAUGGUAGAAAUAAUCUUUACACUAGAGACCCAUUGCCUAUUGGUAAUGACAGGAUAGAUCUUGAGGUGAUUCUGCCUGGUGAAGGCAAAGACAGAGUGUUUCGAGUAGUUAUAAAGUGGGUGGCUCAGGUGUCUCUCUUUGCGUUGGAAGAGGCUCUGGAAGGACGGACCAGGCAAAUCCCUUACGACGCGAUUCUUGCUCUGGACGUUGUAAUGCGGCAUUUACCAUCCAUGACUUACACUCCUGUCGGCAGGUCAUUUUUCAGCAGCCCGGAUGGCUACUAUCAUCCGCUCGGCGGCGGCAGAGAAGUUUGGUUCGGUUUUCAUCAGUCCGUCAGGCCAUCGCAGUGGAAAAUGAUGCUCAAUAUUGACGUUUCUGCAACGGCGUUCUACAAGGCGCAACCUGUAAUAGAAUUCAUGUGUGAGGUACUCGAUAUACGAGAUAUCAAUGACCAGCGUAAACCACUCACCGAUUCUCAGAGGGUGAAGUUUACUAAAGAAAUAAAGGGCCUUAAAAUUGAAAUAACACAUUGCGGGACUAUGAGACGGAAAUACAGAGUGUGCAACGUCACCAGAAAGCCUGCACAAAUGCAAUCAUUUCCUCUGCAAUUGGAAAACGGACAAACGGUGGAAUGUACAGUUGCCAAAUACUUCUUAGACAAAUAUAAAAUGAAGCUAAGGUAUCCGCAUCUUCCGUGUCUUCAGGUCGGCCAAGAACACAAACACACUUACCUGCCACUCGAGGUAUGCAACAUAGUGGCUGGUCAACGCUGUAUAAAGAAAUUAACUGACAUGCAAACGUCAACGAUGAUCAAAGCGACGGCGCGCUCAGCACCGGAUCGUGAACGCGAGAUAAACAACCUAGUCAGACGCGCAGACUUUAACAACGAUUCGUAUGUUCAAGAAUUUGGUCUCACAAUAUCGAACAACAUGAUGGAAGUCAGAGGUCGCGUCUUACCGCCACCAAAAUUACAGUACGGAGGACGUGUUAGUUCUCUAAGCGGACAGACAAAGCAGCAGGCGCUGCCGAAUCAAGGAGUGUGGGACAUGAGAGGGAAGCAAUUUUUCACGGGAGUCGAAAUUCGGGUUUGGGCCAUAGCCUGCUUCGCACCACAAAGAACUGUGCGCGAGGACGCCUUGCGAACUUUCACGACGCAGCUGCAGAAGAUAAGCAACGAUGCCGGAAUGCCGAUCAUCGGACAACCCUGCUUCUGCAAAUACGCCAACGGACCCGACCAGGUUGAACCCAUGUUUAGAUACCUCAAGACAACAUUCCAGGCUUUGCAGCUCGUCUGCGUCGUUCUACCGGGGAAAACUCCCGUUUACGCGGAGGUAAAGAGAGUCGGCGACACACUGCUGGGCAUGGCGACGCAGUGCGUGCAGGCAAAGAACGUCAACAAAACGUCGCCGCAGACGCUGUCUAAUCUGUGCCUGAAGAUAAACGUCAAACUGGGCGGUAUAAACAGCAUUUUAGUCCCGAGUAUCAGACCGAAGGUAUUUAACGAGCCUGUGAUAUUCCUCGGCGCUGAUGUCACUCAUCCGCCUGCUGGCGACAAUAAGAAACCAAGCAUUGCCGCUGUCGUCGGAAGCAUGGAUGCUCAUCCUUCGAGGUACGCAGCGACGGUCAGAGUUCAACAGCACAGGCAGGAAAUCAUCCAGGAACUCAGUUCCAUGGUUAGAGAGCUGCUUAUAAUGUUUUACAAAAGUACGGGUGGCUACAAACCUCACAGGAUAAUACUGUACCGCGAUGGAGUGUCGGAAGGUCAAUUUUUGCAUGUACUUCAGCACGAACUAACGGCGAUUAGAGAAGCUUGCAUUAAAUUGGAGAGUGAGUACAAACCCGGCAUCACCUUUAUCGUCGUGCAAAAACGACAUCACACGAGGCUGUUUUGUGCUGACAAAAAGGAACAGAGCGGCAAGAGCGGAAACAUUCCUGCUGGGACUACUGUUGAUGUUUGCAUCACACAUCCCACUGAAUUCGAUUUUUAUUUAUGCAGCCACCAAGGCAUACAGGGCACUUCAAGGCCGUCACAUUACCACGUUUUGUGGGACGACAAUCACUUCGAGAGUGACGAACUUCAGUGUCUUACGUAUCAGCUCUGUCACACUUACGUUAGGUGUACGAGAUCAGUCAGUAUUCCUGCGCCAGCUUACUACGCUCAUCUGGUUGCAUUCAGGGCCAGAUAUCAUCUGGUAGAGAAGGAGCACGAUAGCGGCGAAGGAUCGCAUCAGUCUGGUUGUAGCGAAGACAGAACUCCGGGAGCAAUGGCGAGAGCCAUAACAGUGCAUGCCGAUACAAAGCGAGUCAUGUACUUUGCGUAACUUGGGUCUGUGUUAUUUAUAAAUAUAUACAUACACAUACACACACAUAUUAUACGAAGGGUUCAGUGCUAGAGUAGCCUCUAAUCUACAUUGCCGAUAGGGCUCGCUUUAACUAUCCUAAGCCAUUUAAAAUGAGCGUUAUCGACAACGUAGAUUAGGCUACUCUGGCGUCGAACUCUUCAUAUUUAUCAUGUUUUGUUGUUUUCUAAUUAAAAAUCGUAAAGUAAAAAAACCAAUUAAAUUAACAAAGAAAUAGGAGUACAAUGCAAAAGGAUAAUGCAAAAGUACGCAAAAUAGCGAAUAAAAAUUAGUUCAUAAAAGACGUUACGCAACACCAAAAAUAUCGCCGAAAACGAACUAACAAAUUGAAAAAAGAGAAUAUCGAACCAAACCCAACAACCACAAAAAAAAAGCGCUUGUACGUUAUAGCACAAAAGAAAUGAGAUAAAAUAAUGCUGACGUACUGACCUUUUGAUUGUGUGCUCUCGCCAUAUCUUUACAUAUGUCGUUUUGGAAAAUCGUUUUAUUCGAGAUUAAACGGUUUUUCCCUUCUCAUUACUGUACGUAGGCUAUACUUAAAAGUUGA